UCGAGCUCGAGCACUCGCUGUUCCCUUCUUUCUUGCUCCUCUUCCCCUCCCCGGCGGUUGGCUUCCCUCAAAUCCUCACGCCACCACCAUCCAGCUCUCUCUCUCCGGCGAACACGCCACCGCGCCCUCCCACCACCGAAACACGCCGAUUUCCCCCCUCGUAGCCGUCGGCCGGUCCUCCUCUUCCCCUCUAGCUACUCGACUGGCGUCGCGCCGAGAUCCACCGGGGUCAGACCGGUUCCCGCUGUCGGUAACCAACCCCCACCUGCUUCUGUUCUUGUUCCCACUAGUAGUUUCCUUCCGGCACGUUGCCACGGGCAAUCUGAAACCACAGUCCGUUCUGCUCUCCCAGGGACGGAUGCUCCGCUUACAGUGAACCCUGUAUUCUCAAUGUUCUCUCUGAGAUAGCAUGUCUGAACAACAGGACCAAGUUAGUAAAAGCUCCUGCUCAAGUAUUAGCACCAGUACUCAGGGGAGUGAGGAUGACGGGACCGUCGGUGCACUUUUAACGGAAGCAAAGACCAACGGGCGCAGCCUUGGGAAGCGGCUGUCCCACUUAGAUUCACUCCCGCAUACUCCUCGAGUUAACGGGAAAAUCCCUGAUUUUAGUAAUGCAACCAUAGACCAUGAAUCAUUAUUGGAAAGAUUGGGCACUUAUGGCUUAGCUGAAUAUCAGAUAGAAGGGGAUGGGAAUUGCCAGUUUCGAGCUCUGGCAGAUCAGAUAUUCCGCAAUCCUGAUUACCACAGACAUGUGAGGAAGGCAGUAGUGAAGCAGCUAAAGGAAUUCAGGAAACACUAUGAAGGCUAUGUACCAUUGGACUACAAGGUUUACUUGAAGAAAAUGAAAAGAUCUGGGGAAUGGGGAGAUCAUGUGACCUUACAAGCGGCUGCAGACCGGUUUGGUGCCAAAAUCUGCUUGCUGACAUCGUUUAGAGACACAUGCCUGAUCGAGAUAGUCCCCAGGGAUGCCGCUCCUACAAGAGAGCUUUGGCUAAGUUUCUGGUGUGAAGUACACUACAAUUCCUUGUAUGCCAAUGAAGAUCUUCCGACUCGCAAGACCAAAAAGAAGCACUGGCUGUUCUAGGUAGGGUUCGCCGGUCGUUGGAUUCACCACUCCCCCCUCAUUCUUGUGCACUCGGGCCAGCGGCAUCUGCAUGUAACCUUAUUCCAUACUGCUGAUGUUGUAAGCUGUAACCUGAAACGGACUCGUUGUAAUCUUUUAUGUAAAGUGGAAUGGUGAAAAUUCUUUAUUUCGGGGAAGAUGAGACAGAAAUAGCAGAUGUACAGUUUGCCUUGGUUAA
Messenger RNA from Triticum aestivum (bread wheat), 1301 nucleotides. RefSeq names its product OVARIAN TUMOR DOMAIN-containing deubiquitinating enzyme 11. Gene Ontology annotation, molecular function: cysteine-type deubiquitinase activity. Bases 410 to 1084 code for a protein of 224 amino acids. Gene Ontology annotation, biological process: protein deubiquitination. Lineage: Eukaryota; Viridiplantae; Streptophyta; Magnoliopsida; Poales; Poaceae. The transcript is spliced from 10 exons. The record is from RefSeq and is a predicted model, not a curated record.